AUGCCUAAUUUUCUCUUUUUGCUUAAGCAGUCACACCUACCACCCUUUGGUCGUCCGUUGGGGUCUCCAAAGCUUCGUCCACCACUCUUCAUACUUCGAGCUCUUAGUUUAGUACCUGCCAGCUACUGCUUCAUUUCCUUUAUUGUUGCAGCAAAUCAAGUUACUUUGCAUGAAGCUGGUAACCUAACGGAAUCGAAAUGUACCGAAUUGGAUUAUUGGCUAGGCGCCAUGUGGUGGUUCAUAGAGGUUUGCAAUAUAUCAUAUAGGCGAGAUGUUUUAAAUGUUAGCGGUCAAUUCAUGAAAUUCCGACUAACUGAAUGCUUAUUGGCCGGUCUUUGGAGUUAUUGGCUAGCCGAUGGCUUAAUGCGCAGAUGGAUCUUUCAUUAUGAAGUUAGCAGUGCUAUUAUCCGACUAAUUUCCUUACAAGCCAUCAAUUGGGUUAUCACGGCAUUUGUCGUGUCACAUUAUGGAUCAGAUGAACCAGUAAUGGCUUGGGUGGUGUGUAGCAUUGUUUUGGCUUUUAGUAAUGCCAUUCAGUGGUUGUAUACAUCUCCCGCGAAAUAUCAAAAGAUCCAUAAUCUCGAGGUAAUAAGGCAAAUGACAUGGAAAGACAUAUUGAAAUAUAUUGUUAUCCCUUUAGCAAUUGUCGCCUUUUUCACCAUGAUGUGCUUGCUGGAACAACAGUCAAGAUUUCGUUAUGCCGCCAAUUUCAGAUCAACCAAUUACAAAUUGAAUUAUAACGUGACUCUCAGUGAGUUUCAAUCAGACUCUGAAGUCAAAGUAAUUAUGAUCGUAUUAUCUUCCUGGAAAGAAAAUGGAUAUCGAAAAAGGAAGGCUUUCCGUGAUACAUCGAUCAAACUGAUUCCUUCGAAUUCCAAUAGAAUCUCUGUUUCUUACAGAUUUAUCCUCGGGAAUUCACCUUCCGCGAAGGUUCAUUCUACCUUGGGUCAAAAAAUCCUUGCAGAGUCGGAUGAAUACGGCGACAUCAUCAUUGUGCCAAGUUCGGACCUUGACAGUGAUCUUAGUCACAAGCUUUACAAAGCUUUUGAAUGGGCAAACGAAUAUGAUUUCAAUUACAUUAUUAAAACGGACGAUGACGUUUUUGUUCGCAUGGAUAUUAUCUCUCGGGAGUUGGAAGAGUUGGGAUCGGAUAAAAGAUAUUAUUGGCGUGGUCUUGGAUACUGGAACAUCCCACCUAGUCAUGAUGUUGACAAUAAAAAUUCAGCGUUUGAUUAUAAGCUACCAUUGCUUCCCCCAUUUACGGCUGGGGUGCUUUACAUUUUGUCGCGUGACAUAAUUUCACUCAUCGUCACAGACGCUCCUCGACUUUUCACGAAGAGCGAAGACCAGAAUCUAGGAGUAUGGCUCUUCCCAUACAACAUCAAACCUAUUCACGAUAAACGUAUACAAAAAGCAGAUGUCUGUGAAGAUGACAUGAUUGCAAAACAUUUUGGCGAUUCUUACGAGAAAGAUCGAAGUAUGCAGGAGAUGUAUGAAAACGUUGUUAAUAAAAGACGGUUGUGCGAAGGAUUUAGGCAACGGUUUUGCGCGUUUUGUUAUCCUUGUUGGGGCAGGGAAGAUCAUUGGAAAGAUUUGAACUUUGAUUGUGAUGGCGUCAAAGGAAUUACCCUACUGCAUCAACCAAAAUUUGCACUCAUAGAUUCGAAAACCCCUGUCAAUGUAUUUGAUAGUCCUCUAAACAUUACUAUGGGAGGUAAAGAUGAUGAAUGGAUAAUACCUGGACUUCUCUCGCGGCAUUCAUCUGUCUAUUCUAAUACAGAUCAAUGGUAUUUAUUGCAUUGGGUCUUUUGGAUGACAGACUCCUCAACUUUCCAGGAACGUCAUUACAAAGCUAUUGAGCUCGUAUGGGUGCAUACUCCAAACGCCAUUGUUUUUGUUCUUACAAAUACUCUGCCUGAUGAUUUCUUCACCGAAUAUAAAAAUCAAGGAUAUCAAAUAUAUGUGAUCAAGUUUAACAAGGAUAUAAUAUUAGACAGACAGUGGUUUCUUGGUCAGAACUCAAAAAACUGGAUCCAAAACUGGAUCAAAACGGAAUUUAUUGGCUCAGAUAUUUCUAAACUUUCAUCGGAUUUUGAAUGGACACUCGAUGCAGAAGGUACAUAUCUUGCGCCUGGAAUCAUGCGUUUUCGUAAAGGUCGGUCAAUGUUUCGAGAAAUUGCAGAACUGGCGUUCUCUCUGACAUACAUAACUUCGUGCUUCAAUUGCGCGGGUCCUCGUGCGAUUACGAUGUACAUUAAACAACACCGGGACAUUCUAGAAAAACACGGACUCACUAUACUUCCUGGAAGGAUUCUUUAUCCACGGAAUUACCUUAGCAUAAAUGAACUUUUCAUUUUCGAUCAAAUAGCAAGUCGAAAACUAGAACAAAUUGUAAAGAGUUCUUGGACCAUUCAUUUAUUUGGAAAGAUGACUAAUACGAAAUCGAUAGGAAAAGGAAGCGUAAUUGAUUUGGUCACCAAAAAGUUUACUUUGGAUCUACCGCAUGCAUCGGCACCAUUGGUGAGUGACGGGAAACCGAUCCUCCAAGAUCACAAAUCAACAUAUCCAUUUGUUCUGGAAGGACCCAAAAAAUACCAAUUUAUUUCAACAACUGCUGAUGAAGUGGAUUCAUACGCUGGCUCUUUGGAUGGAAAAUUUCAGGGAUUAGACGUUAUUUUUGUACGUGGCGGUCCUGUUAACGCGUCUAAAUCUGCCAUUGUUGCCAAAUCUGCGCAAGGAAAAUUAUCGUUUAACGCGAAUGGCGGAUAUUGGAGUGAAACAUCCAUAACGAUUAAUAAUCCAACGAAAAAAGAUGUUAAUUCCCUCCUGAACACUUUGGUUUAUCGACCUAGUGGUGAGUCACAGAAUACGGGUGGAAAAGAUACUAUUAAUCUGGAAGUGACAUUUGGCGAACAUUAUGCCAAUUUGACAAUUGAAGUGGUAAUAUCGACAUAG
This is a messenger RNA of Acaulospora morrowiae, 2955 nucleotides long. Lineage: Eukaryota; Fungi; Glomeromycota; Glomeromycetes; Diversisporales; Acaulosporaceae. The record is from the annotation of a GenBank genome assembly.